Molecule: messenger RNA, 813 nt
Organism: Nicotiana attenuata
Lineage: Eukaryota; Viridiplantae; Streptophyta; Magnoliopsida; Solanales; Solanaceae
Exons: 3
Coding region: 1-813 (270 amino acids)
Source: RefSeq, a predicted model, not a curated record
AUGUGGGUUUACAAGGUGAAACACCAAGCAUAUGAGAGCAUUGAAAGGUUCAAAGUAAGACUAGUAGUCAAGGGGUACACACAGCAAGCUGGUGUGGACUAUAUUAAAACUUUCUCACAUGUUGUGAAGUUAACUACAGUUAGGGAUCUUAUUUCCACUGCAGUAAAUAGGAAGUGGAUCAUUUCUCAACUUGAUGUCAAUAACGCUUUCCUCCAUGGGGACUUGCAUGAGGAAGUCUACAUGGAAAUUCCCUCAGGCCUUGAGGUGCCCACUCCAGGCGUUGUUUGUAGACUGAACAAAUCUCUCUAUGGGUUGAAGCAAGCUAGUACGCAAUGGAAAUCUGCUCUUGAUCUCCUCAAAGGAUAUGAUUGUAUGUCCUAUAGUGGACUGUCAUCCCCCCUUGAUCGCUCUGUUAAGUUGCAGGCUAAGGUUGGUGUUGUCUUGAAUGACCCUACAUAUUAUAGGAAGCUGGUUGGAAAACUGAACUUCCUUACUAAUACCAUGUUGGACAUUGCUUAUGGAGUCCAACACCUUAGCCAAUUUAUGCAGGAUCCCAGGGAACCUCAUCUUAAGGCUGCUUUUCACUUGUUAUGGUAUCUGAGAAGUGACCCUACACUGGGAAUCUUCUUCUCUAAUGAUCGAGACUGCACUAUCCAGGCCUACUAUGACUCCGACUGGGCUACUUGUCUAGACUCCAAAAGAUUACUCGAGGAGCUGCCUGUCCCAUUUCCAAAGCCUGUCAUUGUUUUUUGUGAUAGCCAAUCAGCUCUCCAUAUAGCUAGAAAUUCUGUUUUCCAUGACCAAGCACAUUGA